AAAAAAAAACUUAAAUACAUUGACAAUGUCUCUAAGUUUCCUUUUCCGCGAAUCAUUUUUUGCAACAACCAAUAAAAAAUAUUAGAAUUUAUAUUCAGUUUUAUAAGAAAUAUCAUAUUAUACAAUAAUAUAAGCAGAGAAAGUUGACCUAAAACGCAAUAAAGUUUUACCCUAACAUAAGAAAACUGAUUGUUGAAAAGCUUUGGAUGAUAAACCAAAACAAAAAAUAGAACUAAAAUUUGAAAGAAACAUAUAUAUAAAAUAAGUUGAAUUACUAUGGAGAAAUAUAUAUAAAUCGUUAGUGGUAUUAAAAUAAAAAUCAUGAGAAAAUUGUUACAAUUGACAACGAUAUAUAUAUAUGAUCCAAUAGCACGCCUUAUCGUCUCUCUUUGGAAGUAUUUUACAGACCGCGCUAGUAUAAUAUUCAACAGAAAGUUUAAAGACCAUAAAGUCUACAUUGAGUUGUUUAUUUUUCAAAACCCCCAAAGCUAAAACAAGAAAUGAAACUAAUACAAUAGUAAUGGUUUCCUUCUCAUCUGUCUAAAGUUUUUCUUUUAUAUCUUCUUGUUUCCAACUUAGUUUUGCGUUCCUCAUGGAUCAUGAUAUCGAGAAGAGAGUGAUUGAUCACAGACGACUAAACCAAUCAUCACUUUUCACCGCGUUUGCGUUCAGCUUUAUAACUCUGAUCGCGGUUACCACGUUGGUUCUAAUGUCUAAUUUCUCGAUGCAGCCGCAGAGGGAUUUCUCAGAGGUGAAGAUAGAGAUCAAGAGAGUGAUUCCACAGCCACACUUACCUCUGAGCUCCGAGGACGAAAGUAAAAGCAAGAAAGUGGUGAUGACUUCUCCUAACCCUAACAUCACUACUGUAAACAAAAAGAUCCUAGUACUUAUCGAGAUGUUCAGUGGAGAUAACUUGUCUGACAAGUUUCAAAGGAAGGCCAAUGAGUUUGUCGGAGAUUCUGGAUGCGAAGUCAACUUCGUCAUGACAUGGAUAUCACCAGCUGAUUUGUUCGGAAAGAGAGAGGUCUUAGCUAUUGAAAGUGUCUUCAAGUCUCAUCCUCAUGGUUGCUUGAUGAUCCUAUCAGCAACCAUGGAUUCUCCUCAAGGUUAUACAACCUUGAAGCCGUUUCUUGAUCGUGGUUACAAAGUUGUUGCAGUCACGCCGGAUCUGCCUUUUCUACUCAAAGGAACCACCGGAGAAAAGUGGCUAGAAGAAAUAAGAAGCGGGAAAAGAGAUCCGGGAAAGAUAUCAUUGGCUCAGAAUCUGUCAAACCUCAUGAGGCUUGCCUACUUGUACAAAUACGGAGGUGUUUACUUAGACACCGACAUGAUCCUUCUCAAAAGCUUCAAAGGGCUUAACAACAUUAUUGGAGCUCAGACGCUUGACCCUUCCUUCACAAACUGGACGAGAUUGAACAACGCGGUGCUAAUAUUCGACAAGAACCAUCCUCUCUUGCUCAAAUUCAUCGAGGAAUUCGCUCGAACUUUCAAUGGAAACGUAUGGGGAUACAACGGACCGUACCUGGUUUCUCGAGUGGCGACUAGAGCAGCAGUGGAGGAGGAGUACAACAACUUCACCGUCAUGCGACCUUCUGCGUUCUAUCCAGUGAACUGGCUAGAGAUAGAGAAGUUCUUCAAGGUGCCAAAGACGGAGAAAGAGUCGAAAUGGGUCAAGGUCAAGCUUCUUCAGAUGCAGAGGAGAAGCUAUGGGUUGCAUCUUUGGAAUAAAUUUAGCAGAAAGUUUGAAAUCGAACAAGGGAGUGCCAUGUGGAGAUUAGUAUCAGACCAUUGUAUAAUCUGUCAAAUCGGUUCUGCAUCAUCAUCAUAGUCUUUUGUUUGUAUAAUUGUAUUUGUUCAGAGUUCAGUUGCACUGUU
Molecule: messenger RNA, 1875 nt
Organism: Brassica napus (rape)
Lineage: Eukaryota; Viridiplantae; Streptophyta; Magnoliopsida; Brassicales; Brassicaceae
Product: lactosylceramide 4-alpha-galactosyltransferase
Exons: 1
Coding region: 593-1828 (411 amino acids)
Source: RefSeq, a predicted model, not a curated record